This is a messenger RNA of Dryobates pubescens (Downy woodpecker), 3116 nucleotides long. RefSeq names its product eukaryotic translation initiation factor 3 subunit C-like. Gene Ontology annotation, cellular component: eukaryotic translation initiation factor 3 complex. The record is from RefSeq and is a predicted model, not a curated record. The transcript has 20 exons. Gene Ontology annotation, molecular function: RNA binding; translation initiation factor activity; translation initiation factor binding. The coding region runs from base 7 to 3084 and encodes 1025 amino acids. Gene Ontology annotation, biological process: translational initiation. NCBI's taxonomy places the organism in Eukaryota, Metazoa, Chordata, Aves, Piciformes, Picidae.
CCGGCCAUGUCUCGGUUCUUCACCACCGGCUCCGACAGCGAAUCGGAGUCCUCGGCCUCGGGGGAUGAGUUGGUGCCGAAGGCUGCGGGAGGCAACUACAGCAAGCCUCUGCUGCUGAGCGAGGAUGAGGAGGACACCAAGAGGGUGGUCAGGAGCGCCAAGGACAAGCGGCUGGAGGAGUUGACCAACCUGAUCCGCACCAUCCGCAACGCCAUGAAGAUCAGAGACGUCACCAAGUGCCUGGAGGAGUUCGAGCAGCUGGGCAGGGCCUACGCCAAGGCCAGGGGCGUGGUGGACAGGGAGGGACCCCCCAGGUGCUACGUCAGGCUGCUGGCUGACCUGGAGGACUACCUCAACGAGCUGUGGGAGGAUAAGGAAGGGAAGAAGAAGAUGAACAAGAACAACGCCAAGGCCCUCAGCACCCUGCGGCAGAAGAUCCGGAAGCACAACAGGGACUACGAGCCCCACAUCGCCAACUACAAGCAGAAUCCUGAGCUGUCUGAUGAGGAUGAGGAGAAGAAGAGUCGAGACUCAGAAGGCUCCAGCUCUUCUUCCUCUGAGGAUGAGGAGGAUGAGGAAGGGGUCGGAGCCUUCCUGAAGAAGAAGGAAACCAGCAGCAAGUUCCAGAAGAAAGUGGAGCAGGAGGAGGAGGAGGAGGAUGAGGAUGAGGAGGAGGAAGAUUGGGGCUCCUCGGACUCGGAGUCGGACUCGGAGUCGGAUGAAGAGGAAGGGAAGUUCACAUCCCUGGCCUCCAAGUUCCUCAAGAAGGACGAGGACAAGAAGGGAGGGGAGAAGAAGAGGGAGGAGAAGGCCAAGAAGAAGCAGGACCGCAGGAGCCGCAGGUACGAGGAGGAGGAGGAGGACAACGAAGGAGGAGAGUGGGAGAAGGUCAAGUGUGGAGCCCCCCUGGUGAAGGAGAAGCCAAAGAUGUUUGCCAAGGGCACAGAGAUCACUCCUGGGGUGGUGCUCAAGAAGCUGAAUGAGAUCCUGCAGGCCAGGGGCAAGAAGGGCACCGACAGGGCCGUGCAGAUCGAGCUGCUGCAGCUGCUGGUGGGCGUGGCCAAGGAGCACAGCCUGGGCGUGGCCCUGGAGGUGAAGAUCAAGUUCAGCAUCAUUGCCUCCCUCUACGACUACAACCCCAACCUGGCCACCUACAUGAAGCCUGAGAUGUGGCAGAAGUGCCUGAGCUGCAUCGAGGAGCUGCUGGAGGUCCUCUUCCAGCACCCUGAGAUCUUCAUCGGGGAGAACAUCCUGGAGGAGUCAGAGAACCUCAGCAACCCCCAGCAGCCGUUCCGGGUCCGAGGCUGCAUCCUGACCCUGGUGGAGAGAAUGGACGAAGAGUUCACCAAGAUCAUGCAGAACACAGACCCCCACUCCCAGGAGUAUGUUGACCACCUGAAGGACGAGGCCAGGGUCUGCUCCAUCAUCUCCAGGCUCCAGAGGUACCUGCAGGAGAAGGGCAGCACCGAGGAGCUCUGCAGGGUUUACCUCCGCCGCAUCCUCCACACCUACUACAAGUUCGACUACAGGGCCCAGCGCAGGGGGGAGCUGCAGGACAGGCCUGGGGGCCAGCAGAGGAGGCCUGGGGACCACCACCAGAAGCCUGGGGGGGGCCAGCAGGGGAAGCCUGGGGGCCAGCAGGAGAAGCCUGGGGGCCAGCAGGAGGCCCCCGGCGGCCAGCGGGAGAAGGAGAAGCUUGGAGGCCACCAAGAGAAGCUUGGAGGCCACCAAGAGAAGCUUGGAGGCCAAGAGGAGAAGGUUGGAGGCCCCCAGGAGAAGGUUGGAAGCCAAGAGGAGAAGCCUGGAGGCCAAGAGAAGGUUGGAGGCCAAGAGGAGAAGCCUGGAGGCCCCCAGGAGAAGCCAGAGGCCAAACCCCCGGAGGAGAAGUCGGGAGAGGAGAAGAAGGACCAGGAGAAGGUGGUGGUGGAGGAGAAGGCCCAGGAGGAGGAGGAGGAGGAGGAGGAGGACUCCGCAGAGCUGAUGGAGAGGCUCUGCAAGUUCGUCUACGCCAAGGACAGGACCGACCGGAUCCGCACCUGCGCCAUCCUCUGCCACAUCUACCACCACGCCCUGCACAGCCGCUGGUACCAGGCCAGGGACCUGCUGCUCAUGUCCCACCUGCAGGACAACAUCCAGCACGCAGACCCCCCGGUGCAGAUCCUCUACAACCGCACCAUGGUGCAGCUGGGGAUCUGCGCCUUCCGGCGGGGGCUGAUCAAGGACGCCCACAACGCCCUGCUGGACAUCCAGAGCUCGGGCAGGGCCAAGGAGCUGCUGGGGCAGGGGCUGCUGCUGCGCAGCCUGCAGGAGCGCAACCCCGAGCAGGAGAAGGUGGAGAAGCGGCGCCAGGUGCCCUUCCACAUGCACGUCAACCUGGAGCUGCUGGAGUGCGUCUACCUGGUGGCCGCCAUGCUGCUGGAGAUCCCCUACAUGGCCGCCCACGAGUUCGACGCCCGGCGCCGCAUGAUCAGCAAGCAGUUCCACCACCAGCUGCGGGUGGGCGAGCGGCAGCCCCUGCUGGGCCCGCCCGAGUCGAUGCGGGAGCACGUGGUGGCGGCCUCCAAGGCCAUGAAGAUGGGGGACUGGCGCAGCUGCCACCGCUUCGUGGUCAACGAGAAGAUGAACGGCAAGGUCUGGGACCUCUUCCCCGAGGCCGACAAGGUCCGAGCCAUGCUGGUCAGGAAGAUCCAGGAGGAGUCGCUCCGGACCUACCUCUUCACCUACAGCAGCGUCUAUGACUCCAUCAGCAUGGAGAUCCUGGCGGCCAUGUUCGAGCUGGACCUGCCCACGGUGCACAGCAUCAUCAGCAAGAUGAUCAUCAACGAGGAGCUGAUGGCCUCGCUGGACCAGCCGACGCAGACGGUGAUGAUGCACCGCACGGAGCCGACGCCGCAGCAGAACCUGGCGCUGCAGCUGGCCGAGAAGCUGGGGGGGCUGGUGGAGAACAACGAGAGGGUCCUGGACCACAAGCAGGGCUCCUACGGAGGCUACUUCCGGGAUCAGAAGGAAGGCUACAGGAAGGGGGAUGGAGGCUACCUGCGGCGAGGAGGUUACAGGCAGCAGGAGAGAGCCUCCAACUACUGAGCCUCACACAUCCCUGCCCCACACAUCCCUGC